Molecule: messenger RNA, 962 nt
Organism: Paramuricea clavata
Lineage: Eukaryota; Metazoa; Cnidaria; Anthozoa; Malacalcyonacea; Plexauridae
Source: the annotation of a GenBank genome assembly
AUGCCGUUUGGUAUAAAUACAGCAUCAGAAGUAUUUCAAAGAACAAUGCAACAGUUGUUCACCAGCCACCCUUCUGAGAUCAUUGUCGACGACAUACUAGUUUGGCGACGUGACAUUGCUGAGCACGAUUAUAAUUUCGAGAAAGUAUUGCAGAGAGCAAAUGAAGUUAACCUCAAGCUAAAUACAAAGAAGUGCAAGUUCCGACUCGAAAGUGUUUCAUACGUUGGGCACCAGUUCACCAAAGAUGGUCUCAAGCCAGAUGAAGACAAGAUAAAAGCAAUCAAAGAAAUGACAGCUCCUGAUGGUCCAAAGGCUUUACAAAGAUUCCUUGGAAUGGUGAAUUACCUGCAUAAAUUCAUCGAUAAUUUCAGUGAAAAGACGGCUCUACUCCGCCAGUUGCUGAACAAAGACACAAAGUGGUCCUGGGAUGUACAUUAUCAAGUGGCUUUCGUGAAGCUCAAGAAAGAAAUCAGCAAUCCUCCAGUGCUAAAGUUCUUCAAUCCUGCGAGACAAGUUGUCUUAUCCAUCGAUGCUUCCAAGAGUGGUUUAGGAGCGCGUGUCGUCAAGACGGUUCUCCAGUGGCGUAUGCUUCUCGUGUGAUGACCGAAACGGAAAGUAGAUACGCACAAAUCGAGAAAGAGUUGUUGGCUGCAGUUUUCGCCUGCACAAAGUUUUACGAUUUUACGUAUGGCAACAAAGUUGUGUUAGAAACUGAUCAUAAACCCCUCAUCACGAUCGUGAAGAAACCUCUACACGUAGCUCCAGCACGACUCCAACAAAGGCUUCUGCAACUUCAGCGAUAUGACCUGGAAUUUUUCUAUAAGAGAGGAAGUGAUCUAUUCGUGGCAGAUACCCUAUCACGUGCCUAUAUUAAUGAGAAACCCAAUCAAGAGAACCACGACGAGUUUGAAGUUAUGUCGGUUGAAUCCAUAUCACCUACAAGAAUGGAAGAGUUAAGGUAA